This is a messenger RNA of Pieris brassicae (large cabbage white), 2239 nucleotides long. RefSeq names its product saccharopine dehydrogenase-like oxidoreductase. Lineage: Eukaryota; Metazoa; Arthropoda; Insecta; Lepidoptera; Pieridae. The record is from RefSeq and is a predicted model, not a curated record. The coding region runs from base 102 to 1352 and encodes 416 amino acids. Gene Ontology annotation, biological process: glycolipid biosynthetic process. The transcript is spliced from 10 exons. Gene Ontology annotation, cellular component: mitochondrion; lipid droplet; plasma membrane.
UGUCCUUAGAGCGUAGUGACUCAGCCCUCUGAUGUUCGCGCGCAUUUGUGUUAUUAAUACAGGGGAAGUUGUGUGUGUCUUGGAUACUAAAUCCGGAAAAAAUGUCUCGCCUGGACCUGGUGAUAUUCGGGGCGACGGGGUUCACAGGUAAACAUGUCGUUAUGGAGAUGAAUAGACAGUUGAAGCACUACCCGCUUUCUUGGGGUAUCGCUGGACGCUCUCAAGCCAAACUAGAAGAGGUAAUCAAGGAAGCCGCACAGAAAACCGGUAGCGAUGUGUCAGCCUCGAUAAUAAUAGCUGAUGUGAAUGAUGAGAAGUUACUUAAGAAAAUGUGCAGCCAGGCCAAGGUGUUAGUGAACUGUUGCGGGCCAUACCGGCAUUAUGGGGAGGCGGUGGUCAAAGCUGCCAUCGAAUCCAAGACACAUUACGUGGAUAUUGCUGCUGAACCUAUAUUUAUAGAAUCUAUGUACCUUAAAUACAACCAAGCUGCGCGUGAAGCUGGAGUAUACGUGAUCAGCGCGUGUGGCUUUGACAGCAUUCCUACUGACCUGGGAGUUGUCUUUCUAGAAAAUAACUUUGGAGGAAUAGUGAAUUCAGUGGAAUCAUACAUUACUGCUGAUGUGUCAAAAAACUUAAUAGGAGGGGCAAUGAUCAACUAUGGCACCUGGGAGUCUCUCAUAUAUGGAGUACUAGACUUGAAUAAAUUACCCGCUUUGAUGAAGAAGAUAUAUCCCAAACAGAUGCCAGAAUUUAAUCCAGAACUUAAAGCCAGAUACCCAUUCCAUCGUCGGUUGACUGGAAGAAGUUUACCUCUCUUCGGCGCAGACGCCCCUAUAGUAUACCGCACACAAAGAACUUUGUACGAGAGAGACGGAAAGCGACCAAUUCAAAAUAAGACUUAUAUCGAGUUCGCUGGCAUUUUGUCCGCGAUGGCAGUCGCCGUCUUUGCCCUGAUCGGCUACGUACUCGUCAAAUUAAGGUGCUUUCGAAAUCUCUUCCUGAAACAUCCACGUGUUUUUACGUUUGGUGCGAUCACCCGCGAGGGUCCCAGUGAGGAAGUGAUGAACAGUACUCUCUUCUCAUUUGUGCUGUUUGGUGAGGGAUGGAGCGAAGGGACUGAUAUCACCUCACCGCCUAAUAAGAAACUGGCUGUUAAGGUAUCUGGUGUGAAUCCUGGAUAUGGUGCGACAGUUGUAGCUCUCUUGUUCUCAGCACUCACAAUACUUACCGAGGAAGAUAAAAUGCCAAAAGAAUGUGGUGUCCUUACAACGGGAGUUGCUUUCAAAGAUACCAACAUUAUCAAACGCCUCCAUGAAAAUAACCUAAAGUUUGAAGUUAUCACUGAGAUUUAGAUUUAAUUCUUUAAGUAUUAAUACAAAAUGUGUCUCUUAAAUCUUUCAACAGAACAGUUACAAGUUAUAAUGGGUUUACUAUUGUGGCCAUUCACCAACCAGAUGGACCGAUUAUGUGAAAGACAUCAUCGUCAUAACUGUAACUAUCAUAAGAGAGGUGAUGAAACCGGUGGAAACAGAUAGUUCGUUCCAGAUGCUUCCUGACCACGACGCUGAGACAUGAGCUGCCGAUUAAAGAGAGAGAAGUGAUACAGUUGAAAGAUAUACUGCCGUAUCAUUAUGAUUCAUGUCUUACCUUAAACGAAUCGCUAACUAAUCAGGCAUUAAUUUAAUACUCAAGUUACAUCUUUAGGUAUAUAAUUACAAUUUUAUCAUUGAGUUUAAAACUUAAACUACGUGAAGUCUGUUAUGUUAACGGUCCAUAGAAAAUAAUAUAUUGCGAGAUGCGUUAUUGAAAUGGAAUAUGGACAUUACUGUUAGACGAGAGGCUAUUAAUUUAUAUAAUACUUUCGUCUAUAUUUUUUUCAUAUUCCCUUUCUUGUACAUAUUAGACCCUAUUCAUAAAUACAAAGCAGUUGUGGUCACCCAAAAAUCUAUAGAUUUAACAUUACUGUGACUUCCCGAAUAACAUAAUAAUCUGCCUCAACUAGGCCUUGAGAAGAAGGAACUUUACAAAAGGCGUGAAAAUGGUUAAUAAUGGACCAAGCGUGAUGUAUGUCAUUUCCAUAAAAAAAUCGUUUGGAAUUAGUGGGUGACGCCCGUUGAAAAGUGAUUUUGUCUCAGACAUGCUAACCGCGCAUAACGUAUGUACCUAAUUAAAUAUGAUAUAUGGGAAUAAUAUAUAGUGAUAAGUCUAGAAUAUGAAUCUCAUUACACAAUUCGCACUU